Messenger RNA from Plasmodium relictum, 1863 nucleotides. RefSeq names its product bifunctional methylenetetrahydrofolate dehydrogenase/cyclohydrolase, putative. The coding region runs from base 1 to 1863 and encodes 620 amino acids. The record is from RefSeq and is a predicted model, not a curated record. NCBI's taxonomy places the organism in Eukaryota, Apicomplexa, Aconoidasida, Haemosporida, Plasmodiidae. Gene Ontology annotation, molecular function: methenyltetrahydrofolate cyclohydrolase activity; methylenetetrahydrofolate dehydrogenase (NADP+) activity. Gene Ontology annotation, biological process: tetrahydrofolate interconversion. The transcript has a single exon. Gene Ontology annotation, cellular component: cytosol.
AUGAGUUGCACUUUUUUAAAUGGGUACAAUAUAGCUGAGAGGAUCGAUGAAGCUAUUUUAGAAAGGAUUAUACAUAACAACAAAAAAAAAUUAAAGAGCAAAUGCCAAGUUAAGAAGUUGUUUAUAAUUUAUUCAGAAAACAUUUCAAAUUACUCUUACUUAUACAUUAUAUUAAAGAAGAGUAUUUAUUUAAACUCAGAUGUUAUUUUUAUACUUAUAAGAAUAAAUAAGGAUGUUAGUGAAAAUAAGUUAAAGAAUAUAAUACAAAAAAUAAGUAACAAAAACAAUGACUCAUACAUAAUCAUUUUAUCUCCUUUAAGUUGUCAUAUAAAUAAAUGUUAUAUAUCUAAAUAUAUUAAGGAAGAAAAAGAUAUCGAUGGUGCUAAUUAUAAAACCAUCUUCAAAUUAAUUAAAAAUAGUAAUAAUAUUGUUAGUUCUAAUAUAUCUUAUAGUUUUUUAACAUUUAUAAACAUUUUACAAAACUCUUAUAUUAAAAUUUUUAAUGUUUUAUUAAAUUUUUUUUGGACAAUUUUGUUUUUUCCAGUAUUAGAAAAAAAAGAAAGUUCUAAAAAAAUUGUUAUUGCAAAUAAUUCAAUAAAUAACAAAAUACUCAAAACACCAAAAGGAAAUUGCAAAGCUAUAAGUAAUAUGUUGUUUAAUUAUAAAAAAAAACAAGAUAAUGAAAAUUCAAAUAAAUUACAGAGGGAAAAUGAUAUAUUAAUACGCAAUUAUUUAAAAAAUGUUAAUUAUAACAUUCCUUGCUGUGUCUAUUCAAUUCUUUUAUUUAUUAAGUAUUAUAAUAUCAAUAUAAAAAACAAGAAUAUUUUAAUUUUAAAUAAUAAUAUAAAUAUAUUCUUAACAUUGUUUAUCCUUUUUUUUCGCAAUAAAAUUUCGACGAUAGUUUAUGAUGCAAUAACAGGAAAUAUUCUAUGUAGGUAUAAAAAUAAUGACAGAAAUAAAUUUUAUUUUAAUAUUAAUAAUAAAAAAUCAUUAAUAAAAGAUGAGGAGGAUUUUAGGUGUAAAUGUAAAAAAUUUUUGAAUUAUUAUAUUGUUAGUAAAAAUAAAAACAGAAAGAUUAGCAAGGAAAACAUAAAAAAAAAUAUGAAAAACAAAAUAAUUAAAUUUUCUGAUGUUAUAAUAAUUGGUAUAGGGUGUAGUAAUAUUUUAAAAAAAAAACAUAUAAAAAAAAGUGCUGUCAUUUUAGAUUUAGGAAUCAACUUAAAAUACUAUGAAAAAAAUAAUACAAAGUUUGAAUCAUCCGAGCAAGGAAAUAAAAACAAAAAUGCCAAUAAAUAUAUUAACGAAAAUAAUAAUGUUAAUUUUAAAAUUGAUUUAUAUAAAAAAAAAAAUUAUAACUAUUUUCAAAGGAGAUUUUUAUAUGGACAUAAAAAUGUGGAAAUUGUUUUUAAUAAAAGAAAAAGAAAAAUUUUGUAUUUUUUUAGAAAAGCCAAAAUAAAAUUAAAAGUAGAUAACAAUAUUCCAUCCCUAAGAUGCACAAAUAUAAAAUUAAAAAAAUAUAAAAAUAAUUCAUUAUAUAUAAAAAGAAAAGAAAAAAAGAAGAAUCCUUUUCAUAGAUACACCGAGGUUACGCGCUUUAAAAUAUGUUCUAUUAACAAUGAAAAUAGAAAUAGACAUAGAGAAAAAAAAAAAAAAAAAAAAUAUAUUACACAUUUAAAAACGAAUGAAUCAAAAUUAAAAUUUGCUAAUAAAUUAGCAAAAUUUUUAGAAAAUUAUAAUAUUACUGGAGAUGCUGAUUUAAAAUGCAGUGACAAAUGUCAAUAUAUUUCAAGUGUACCUGGAGGCUUAGGACCAAUUACAACUUCUAUUUUAUUUUAUAAUUUAUAUUUUAAAAAAUUAUACUAA